Molecule: messenger RNA, 2571 nt
Organism: Cynara cardunculus var. scolymus (artichoke)
Lineage: Eukaryota; Viridiplantae; Streptophyta; Magnoliopsida; Asterales; Asteraceae
Product: GBF-interacting protein 1-like
Exons: 10
Coding region: 53-2332 (759 amino acids)
Source: RefSeq, a predicted model, not a curated record
UCAUUACCCUCUCACUCACCCAUUGCCUUCUCUCUCUCUUACGAGCGCCUCCAUGGCGGCCAAAACAACCAUGAACGGAGGCGCCGCCGAUGCUAGGGUUUCGAUUCCGACCCACCAUCGGAAGGUAAUUCAAGAAAUCAAGAAGACUCUAGGAUUUAAGCACAGCGACGAGUUCAUCCACGCAACACUCAAUGACUGUGAUAUGGAUCCUAAUGAAGCUGGCUGGAGGUUGAAGAUGAUCCAUGAUAUCAGAGAGAUCGCUGGAAAGCAUAGCGUAGAGGAUGUGUAUAUAAUGCUUAAGGACUGUAACAUGGAUCCUAACGAAGCUGCUCAGAGGCUUUUAUAUAUCGAUACUUUUCACGAGGUUAAAAAGAAACAUGAUAGGCGAAAACCUAUAAGCAGUGAUACAUCUGAAGAGCAUAAACGGACACGGGGUAAUCAGUGGCAGGGAGCUAAGGGUGGGAGAGGGACUUUCUACUCAUCGAAAGUUUUUGAUGAUGUUGGAGGUGGAAGGACUUUGAGUUCAGGGAAGGAUAAUGGUGUUGCUAAUCCCCCAGAGAGGGUUUCAGGGGUGACACCGUCAGUUCAUUCCGGAAAAGAAAACAAUGGAGCACUUGUGGCGAAUUCUGCUGCCAAUGCUAACGGUACAGUGCCUAUAUCCAAUGGGAGUUACAUUAAUAAACUUGCACCAGAACUGUCUCCAGAUGUCUCAUCCUCUACUUCAGAUCCUGUUGUGAUUCCAUAUGAGAACACCCAUCACACUUGUGCAGUGGGUACCAUAAAAUGCGAGAUUACAAAACGUAGUGGCUCUAGUAAAUCAAAUGCCAAACUCCCAGCUGGGAUCAAGUCCAGUGUUGAUCAAGUAGUUGCUGGUGUCGCAGAAGCUGUAGAUUCUGACAGCACAAGUCAGCCACAAUCCAAUGUAGUUGAAAAGAAUCAGAUGUCAGAUGUUUUGCAGCCUCUUUCAGUGUCAACCAACAAAGGUUCACAUGUUGUCAAUCCCAAUCAGGAUAAUCAGCCGUCUCGAUUAUUAAACGAGCCUCCAAAAGUUACUGCCUCUGAGCACAUGAAUGUGGCCAUCAACAAUGCUCAUUUGGUUCCUGGAGCAGAAUCUGAGUUGAAACGAUCAGAUCCAAAGCUUGAUGUGAUGUUAGAGAAGUUGACUCUUUCAUCUCAUCAACCUGUUAUUUUCCCUGAUCAUUUUGAAGUCCCUGAAAACUUUAGAAGUCAGUUCACAUUUGGAAGUUUGGAUGCUACUCCUGAUGAUUGCAGACCUCUAUCUGUGAUUGAAGCUACUCAGCCAAAUGGAGAAGUUGUUACAGAACCAUCUUCGAGUAACGAAAAUGUUGCCAAAACAGCUCAGGAAGGUGAAGUUCAAGAUCAUCCACUACCACAUCUCUCCGAACAUGCAUUGCCUUCAAAAGAUGACAUCUCGUCUCAUCCUGCUAUAAAACAUGAGCAGACAAAGCUGGAGGCGAUGCCCCCUAUAGGAGGAUUUCAGAACCCAGUUCUUCAAGCUUCCAGGGACUACCCUUUUGGGUUUAUGCCGCAUUUGGUGGGUCCACAUUUUGUACAACUUGAUGUACCUGAGCUCCAGAGUGGGAGUUCUCAAGUUGCAUCUGCAUUGGGCUCGACUCCUGUGGCGCAAUCUACAACGACGGGCCAAAGUUCUAUGGCGUUAUCUCCCCCUCUCUUUCCUUAUUUCAGACAACCUUAUCCAAACUACAUUCCUUAUAAUCCAUAUUUUCCACAUAUGUAUUUGCCACAACAUGCUCACCUUUUGAACCAUGGUAUAUUCCCUCAGCAACCACCUACGGGAAAUAUAUACAUGCAUCCGGCAGCGGCGGGGGUGAAAUUCCCGGUUCCAUCACAGUACAAACAAGGGAGUAAUGCAGGAAGUUUGACCCAUGUUGGUGUUUCAUCUGGAUACGGUUCAUAUGGCUCAUCAGUCGGUUAUGAUGCCUCUGUGACCCCUGGGAGUUCUGCUAAUGAAGAUCUUACUGCGUCUCAAACCAAAGAUAACGAUCUUCAUUCAGCUCAACAGGGUGAUGAUCCACAAGUUUAUGCUCCUGCAGCCGAUCGCGAUACACCCAAUCUACUGCCUAAUUAUUUCUACAACUUCCCUCAACCACAACACAUGGCUUUCUCACUGUUACAAGCUGGCAUUUAUCAUUCUUCACCAAUGACCGCCCAAACCACCGUACAACCACCUGUGUAUCCACCUCAGUCUACAGGCGGCACAGUUGAACCCAUGGUGUCACCGCCACCCAGCUCUUACCAACAGCCUCAGAGUAACUGGAACACCGCCUUACUGAAUAGAGAGACCAGUUGAUUGUAGGUUUAUUGUUUCGUAUUCAGGUUUAUUUUUGGAAAGGAGAAAAUAGAAUAUAUAUUUGGCCUGACCUGAGUGUAUAUAUACAAAGCGGGGCCCCUGUGAUUUUCAAUGCGGAGAGCAUUUUCGACCGACUCACAUUCUGUUAGGUUGCUGCAUUUCAUGUUAUUUUCUUGGAAGUUAUCUUGUUGAGCCUUUUUUGAAGUCAUAGAGAGAGGAAUUCAGGAAGGGGCCUUUUG